GGAUCACAUCAAUGCCACCCGAGUCGUAUAAAUACUGAGAGACAAGCUCAGUCAGUCUCAUAGACGUCACAGAUCAGGAUCACUGAGGUGUCCUUUCUUUCUGGUCAUCAUGAGGGUCUUUGCUGUAAUCCUUGCACUGGCAGUUUUGUCAGGCUGCCAUGCAAGAAGUGUGCCAGACUACCACUGGAAGGACACCUGGGAGGACUCCGUUGACAGGUUUAAGGAUUAUUUCACAGAUCUGAGCACAAGGACAGAUGAGAUCGUGAAGAACAUCAAGAGCUCCGAGAUCAGCAGGGAACUAGACACCCUGAUUCAGGACAGCAUGUCUGAGCUGGCCAUGUACAGGGACGACCUGAAGACCAAGCUGGCUCCCUACACUCAGGAGGCUGCUGAUCGUCUGGGCCAAGACCUGCAGCAGCUGGGCGAUAAACUCCGCGAUCACAUGGCUGAGGCCCGGGAGCAGAUGGAGAAGUACACCCAGGAGCUGCAGACCAUGAUGGAGCAGAAUGUUGAUGACGUCAGGGCCAGGGUCUCCGCCUACACCCGCAAGAUGAAGAAACGCCUCAGCAAGGACACACAGGAGAUCAAGAGACAUGCUGCUGACUACUUUGAGAUGCUCCAGACCCGUACCUCAAACAACAUGGAGGAGAUGAGGACACGUUUUGAUCCUUAUUUUGCUCAGGUGCGUGACAAUGCACAGGCGAAGAUCACCACUCUGAAUGACCUGCUGAAGACCCAGGUGGACAACAUGAAGGAAAAGAUUCAGACCACAGCUGAAGACAUCAAGGUGCGUUUCGACAAUACGGCUCAAGGCGUGCGAUCCACCCUGGAGGAGAAGAUGGAGGAGGUGCGCAUCUGGUUUCAGCCUUUUGUCUCCAUGAUUAGGGAGAACCUGUAAACCCUGUCAUCAAACAGCCUGGACUGACAGUUCAUCCACCAGUUUCAGCAUGAAAAAUCACCUGUAAAAAGUUUGAAAGGACUGAUAAAUCAAAGGCUCUCAGUCAUGAAAAUGGAAGUUUUUCUUUUGUCACAAAUGUCCACCACAGUCUGUAUGUGUCUCUCUAUCACUUAAAGCUAUUCAAUAAAAAAAAGCUGCUAACACAA
Molecule: messenger RNA, 1104 nt
Organism: Toxotes jaculatrix (banded archerfish)
Lineage: Eukaryota; Metazoa; Chordata; Actinopteri; Toxotidae
Gene: apoea
Product: apolipoprotein Ea
Exons: 5
Coding region: 110-898 (262 amino acids)
Biological process (GO): negative regulation of neuron apoptotic process; lipoprotein catabolic process; lipid transport
Cellular component (GO): extracellular region; intermediate-density lipoprotein particle
Molecular function (GO): lipid binding
Source: RefSeq, a predicted model, not a curated record